Messenger RNA from Drosophila ananassae, 1797 nucleotides. It is a transcript of the gene Mur11Da, whose product is annotated as mucin-2. The transcript has 3 exons. The coding region runs from base 25 to 1761 and encodes 578 amino acids. Lineage: Eukaryota; Metazoa; Arthropoda; Insecta; Diptera; Drosophilidae. The record is from RefSeq and is a predicted model, not a curated record.
AUCAGUUAUACGCUAACAUUCAAAAUGUGGACAGUGCUCAUCUGCCUUUUGCUGCUCGGUUCGGUUCUGACCUUUUCCCAGAGUCCCUUGGAUACUGAGGACUACAGAGGAUAUAUUCGUCAUCGGGACUAUUCAAGGAACGAAUCGCCAUGCGGUCCACGUGUUUGUGCCACUUGUAAUUAUGGAUACCGCUGGUUCGAGAGUAUUUGCGAGUUCAAUAACUACAAUCUCAGGAUGAUUUUUACUGGAAAAGAAGAAUCUGUUAAAUUGGAUGAUUAUUAUUGCCAUACAUCGCUGUCACCUCAGCGGAAUAGGGGCUACUUCUACAGUAGUAGUAGGAGUAAUUACAAGAGCUUGCUGGCCUCCCAACCACCUCGUUCCACGUACACCUCCCCCUAUGUUCCAAAACCCUGUCUCACGGAGAAUGUUAGGCGUAUUCCAGCGGCAUCUCUUUUGGAUUAUGAGAGACCGCAAGUAGAGGCAGUGGAUUAUGUACCUGCGGUUCCAGUCUGGUAUUUUAGGCCACCUCUGCCAGCCCCUCCGCCAAGGAGGCCUCCUGUGAGCUUUAGACCUCCAUACUGGCAUUAUCCCACCAGGCGACCAGAUGUCACUGGAAAACCGUGCUAUGAUGAGACUUCGACAACUAGUACGACAACUCUGGCACCAACAUCCACAACGGAGUCUACAACUACGGAAGCUUCAACAUCAACUACUGAAACUUCAACAACAACUACCACUGAAGCUACAACAACAACUACUGUAGCUCCAACAACAACUACCACUGAAGCUUCAACAACAACUACUGCAGCUCCAACAACAACUAGUACUGAAGGUCCAACAACAACUUCUACUGAAGCUUCAACAAAAACUAGUACUGAAGCUCCAACAACAACUUCUACUGAAGCUUCAACAAAAACUACAGAGCCUACACCAACCACCACUACCGAAUCACCAAACACUACGGAGCCUGUAACAACAACAGUCUCUGAUCCUUCAACAACAACAGUCUCUGAUCCUUCAACAACAACAGUCUCUGAUCCUUCAACAACAACAGUCUCUGAUCCUUCCACAACAACUGUCUCUGACCCUUCAACAACAACAGCCUCUGAUCCAUCAACAACAACUUCUGACCCCUCAACAACUACUGAUCUUUCGACUCCUGAGCCUUCAACUACUGAUCCUUCGACUACAGAUCCUUCAACUACUGAUCCUUCAACGACCACCAUCACAGAUCCUACAACCACGACAACUAUUACUGACCCUUCAACAACAACUGACUCUUCAACGACAACUACUGAUCCUUCAACAACAACAACCACGGAUCCUUCGACAACAUCAACCACUGAAGCUUCAACAACAACCACAACAGACCCAUCAACAACUACAACAACCACGGAACCAACAACCACAACUGAUCCUUCAACGACAUCCACGACAACCGCAACACCCGCUGCUAACAAUGUGGUUAUUGAAGUUCUAGACAACGGAAAGCGGUUGCGUUUUGUCUUAGCCACCUUGGCCACUGAUCCGGCAACUGGAGAGCCCAAUUUCAAAAAUAUCACAACAGUACUUAUCACCACCGGAGGUUCCGUAGUCUAUUCUUUCGUCGGUGGAAUUGUGGAUGAGACUUCUACUAUAGCCACAACUACAACGACUACCACCACAGCUGCGCCCUCGACCACUUCGACUACCAAAAAACCACCAUACUACCAAUGGUACGGACAAACCGACUAUACCCAAGCCCAGCUCAUUUACUAUUAAUUUUCCGUACUGACAAUAAAAUAGAAAUUCUUAAUU